UGUCUGGGGGAGGGGCCCUUCAGGGAAAAGGGUGAGAAAGCACCUGGGUGUGUUAUAUGAGAGUGGGGAAGUCCCUUUUGUAAGAACUGCUUCCUACACAAAUCUGACUGCCUGAGAGACUGAAGAUCAGAAAGAGGGGGGACACCGGGGGAGUGAGAAGACAGGAGGAACACUGAAAGAAGUGAGAAAAGGCUAGACAAAGGGGUGACCCACAAUGCAAUGAAGAACACAGAAAAGUGGGAGCAAGGGAGAUGUGGAAAAUGAGGUGAAACAUAGGAGGAUGGUUUUCUGGGCGAUGCAGAAAGUGUGAAAAGACCCUGGGAAAAGCACACUCAUGGAAAUGACAGGAUACACAGAAGGGGAAGAGAGAUGGUAAUUGAUGAAUAAAGAAAGUGCUAGUAGAGGGAGAUAGACUUUAAAUGUCAGUGACUUGUGCAUGGGGGAGGAUAUGAAUACAUAUACAGAUUACAGCAAAUAAUAUUAUAACACCAAACAAGAAACAUAAUAGAAGGAGGGAAGAAAUAAGGGAGGGUGGAGAGUAGGGCAAGAGGGAGUAGAGUUAGAGACAAGAGAAGGAGGAGAGCUAGAGACAAGAAGGGGAGAGAUACAACUCCUAGAGUGCAAAUAAUUAGACUAUAUCUCUGGUCUCAGGGGAUUUCUAAUGACUUGCUGAUGGAGUGACAUUUUAUACUGACCAAUGGAGACCACCAAUAGCCUGCAUACUGAGAGAAUGGAGACAUCUUCUCCCCUGGACCUCAGCAUCUCAAGAAAUAUGGACAAAUUAAAUAUGCCAAGGAGUUUCCUGAAUCUUAUACCAAGGGUGUCAGCAAGGGUCUCAGAUUCCCAAGUAGAAAUAAAACAGGAAGGAACAAAGCAUCCUAAAGAGAGUGAAAGAGAGUCAUUGGAAGAAGCAGAAGUGUGUAAAGAUCAAGCAUGUCUUCCUUUUCGAAAACGCAGGUACCCUCCAUCUCCCAAAGAUGAGGGAUCUUUGAAAAUGAAAAAGGACCAGUGCUCUGAAUGUGCAAGGAAAUGCUAUGCACCCUGCAUGACUGUAACAUUGCCUCCACUUCAAGCCUACUACCACGGGGCUUCUGCAGCCUAUUUGUCCCCAGCGUUACCAACGUUACCUCUGUAUCCAGCUCCCGUUCAUAACACGCUAAAUGGAUCCUUUACGGGAUUCUUGCCUCAGCAACAUGCAGCAUUGCUACAACACGACUCCCAGCUGCAAGCUGACAUUAUUGCUGCUACACAGUCAGAUGAAGAUGGAGACACAGCAUUGCACAUAGCUGUCGCUCAUGGAAACUUCUCUGCUGCCAAGAAGGUGAUAAGUCUUCUUCUUCAUGGCAGGAGAUCCCUGGAUUCUCUCAACAACCUGAGACAGACACCCUUGCACCUUGCUGUCAUUACCAAUCAGCCUGACCUGGUCUCUCUACUUCUGGAGAAUGGAUCCUCGCCCCUGAUUCCAGAUCGCAAUGGGCAGACAUGUCUUCACUUAGCAUGCGAAUAUGAAAGUUCUGAAAGUCUGGAAGUGCUUUUGAGGUUUAAAACAAGGAACCUGGAAGCCACCAACUUCCAAGGAAAGACUGCACUGCAUGUAGCUAUCAGCACACGGCGUAAAGACAUCACGUGCUGCCUCUUGGACAAUGGAGCUGAGGUGGAUACUGUGGAUAUAAAGAGUGGUCAUAGUCCCCUAAUACAAGCUGUGGAGAAUGGUUGUGAAGAUUUGGUGUCCCUUCUGUUGCAGCAUGGCGCUAGUGUGAAUGCCCAGACAUAUGCAGGCAACACAGCACUACACGUGGCAAGUGGUCGUGGCCUUGCAGAGAUCACGCGGUUACUGCUGAGGAGUGGCGCCGACUGUGGCAUCAAAAACUGCCAUAAUGACACAGCAAUGACAGUGGCAAAGGACAGAAGGAUCACAGAUAUUCUACGUGGUAAAUCAUCCUCUCCCCAUUCUCAGAAUGAGAAAUGUGUGGGCAGCUUGAAGGAUAACUCUUUUACUUCUUCGUCUUGGGGAGAGAGAUCUCAGCACAACUCCUCAGCUCCACAAUUUUGUGAAAAGGCAACUUCCUGAACGAGGACCAAAACCAAUGGCACCCAGAAACUGUUUCACUGCCGCAUAAUGAGGUGGAACACGCAGAGAACUGCCUGCGGGCAAUAAGGAAAAUGAUUCUAACUAAGCACAUCUCCAUGAUGAGGAGAAAAGUAUUUGGAUCUCUUUACAUAGCACCUUGGAAAGACAUCUAUUUUGAUUAUAACAAAGAAAACUUUUCUGGCAGCUCAAUAAUCACCCAUCUACCUCCUCAUGAAGCAUGACAGUUCUAUAUUCACAGAUACGUGACAAUAUAGAGACACAUUCAGACACGCUGUUGAGCCACCGAGAGGCUGUGUAGCUGAAAAAUUCACUCUUAUUAUUGUAUAUAAUGUGCUGCAGGGUGGAGGGUAUAAUCUCUUGUAGGAUACAAGGCAAUGCUCUGCAUAAUGAGAAUAUACUGUAAGGGGAUACAUUUAUUAAUUUAUUUAAUAUUUUUAUAAUAAAUAUUUUUGUACAAAA
Molecule: messenger RNA, 2551 nt
Organism: Bombina bombina (fire-bellied toad)
Lineage: Eukaryota; Metazoa; Chordata; Amphibia; Anura; Bombinatoridae
Gene: BCL3
Product: BCL3 transcription coactivator
Exons: 8
Coding region: 698-2071 (457 amino acids)
Molecular function (GO): protein binding
Source: RefSeq, a predicted model, not a curated record